AUGAACUUAAUAAAACCAAUAAUUGAUGUCAACAAUGACGACAAUAACGACAAUGACGAUCCCCCAAGUGAAAACUUCUUUAGCGUCGAUAAUGAAAUUUGCGAACGUGCAAAAAGAUUAAUUAUUCCUCCCCGAAUUGAAAACCUUGUCACCAGACAUUAUCGCCCUCCUUUCCCAGAUAAAUAUGCCAAAUUAUAUGCUGGGGCUGUAAUAGGUGUCCCUUUUUUAAAGGAAGAGAUUGCCGAUAGACCCAAAAAGUCUGAAAAGCAAACAGGAACAAUUGAACUAGACAUGUCUGUUAUUGAUUUAAAUAGCGACCCUAACUGGUUUAUUGGAUAUCUGAUUCAAAAUAAAAGCAGCUAUGAAAAAAUGGUUAAUCUAGUUUCAUCCAGUUAUCGCAUAUGUGAGAGUACGGAAUGCCCUGAAAUUUCAUUUGCAGAGUUUUUGAUUCUUGCUCAAAAUGUCACGGAAAUUACCAGAUUUUCAAUGUUUUAUGACUCAAAAUCAAAAUCAGUUUCUUUUAAUUAUAAUUCACCAGAUUCUGAUGACCAAAAUGGGUUCAACAAAGUAUAUUUAGAUCGAAUAAUUUCGGGUCCAGAAGAAAUUAAACAUAUGAAUGACAUGUUAUCUAAAAUUCAUGAAGUUCCAUAUGAGUUUGUCACAUUAUCAACUACUAAAAAACUUAAAAAAGACAAUAUCACCAGUACAAAAAAAAAGCCCUAUUUGUACUUAAAAGAAAAAAAUCAGGAUUUUGCAAACGCUGCGUUUUUCGACGCUCAAGGAUUUCACCAGGCAUUCAUGGGACGAUGGGAUUUAGUUGCCGAAAGAUUAUACGACACUUUUAAAAAUCAUGACGGUAAUAUCAAUGGUACCAUUAAUAAGGAUGACCUAGACGGGUUAUUUAAAACUAUAGACAAAGCAUCAAGAGAGUAUGUGGGUAAAAUGGAAGAGGAAACAAAUGGUGUCAAGAUUCAACAUUAUUAUACCAAAAUUAGAGAUGGGAAAUUUCUUGCCAAAAGGUUCUCCGAAAUGACUAAUGAUUUAAAAAAUAAUGAAACAUCCAUUUUAUCAGCUUAUUUAAAGUGUCCAUGUGAUUAUUGUAAAAAUGGCCUGCUUCUUCAUGGGAAUCUUAGUAUGAUUCUUCCUGAUACUCCAUAUCCAUUUGGACCUCUAGAAGCCUCUAUGCCAUUGAAAGUCGAAGCUGGCUAUACCAUCUCCGAAAGCAGUCUUCGAGAUUCUUUUCUCACACAAUGUUUUAUUGAUAUUCAAAAUGAAGAAGAGUUUUACAGUUUUGUAAUUGCACAAGUGACUGAAUUGCAUAUACCUUAUAAUGAUUCCAAUGAUCCAAAUUUUUAUGGAGAUUUUAAGCUAGAGCAUAUUUUAAGUCAACUGGGAAGUUAUCGCAUUGUGCCGUUUAAAUGGAGUUUUUUUCAUUAUAUGAAAUCCGUUUCUUGGCUUGUAAAGAGAUUUGAUGAAAGGGAAAGGAUGGAAACAAAAAGAAUCAACUUUCUUAACCGACUGAGAAAGCUUAGGGUACCAAAAAAUUUAAAAAGACCAGAAUUACGUCGAACUCAGUCAUUUUCUGAUUUACGGUCUUUACAUCAUUAUGGAAACGAAAAAAAGACAGAUGAUUUUAUUUACGAUAUGGCAACAAAGUACUACAGCAGCGAGCAAGAUUUAGACAAUAUAACAGAUAUUCACCUAAAGACAUUUUCCACCAACAAUUUCAAUUUAAGCUAUAUUCAAAAUAAUUGGAAUUCUUAUGGAAGAGAAUUACCGACGGAAAAGAAAUUACGGGAAUGUGCCGUCUAUAUUAAAACCUGUUUUGAUCGUUACUUUUUGAACGUUCCUAAAAAGUACCAAUUGCUAAUAGCAGAAGAUGAGUUAUGGAGAGCAAAGGAAAGCAAAUCAUUGUGGACGGCUUCUAUUUUAAAAGAUUCUCCAAAUUUAAAAAGAUUUUUUGAACUUGGUGUUGCUUUUGAUACACUCAUGAUUACUCAAAAAGAAUUAGAGACUGAGAAAUUGUUUGAAAUUCCCUUUAAUCUAUUAAAGCUAUUGUCAAAUCCUGAAGCUGCAAAGGCACGGUUGAAAAGAGGGUCGGAUGUUCGCUUGUUUCCUAAGUUUACCUCUGGUCCUUGUGUUGUACUUCCCAUAAUUGAUAUGCCCCAAUUCUUUAUCUCGUUUAAAGACUUGGAAAGGUUUUACAAAGAGUUUGAAAACACAUUUCAAAGAAUUAAAGCUACACAUGAUCCCAAAAUGGAGCUAUGCUCGGAAAUGCGCAUGAAAGGACUGAAAAAACCUUUGAUAAAUGUUGUUUACCUAUAUGCUGGGGUAGCUGGCGUUUUAAAUGAAAUGAAAAAAGAUUUAUUCCAUUCUGUUUCUACAAACGACAAUUCGGAGCAUAGUAGAAAUGUUGGUGUUUUUUUACUUAUUCAUGUUGCCGCCUAUAUUCUCCGAUUAGUUAACAUUCAUUUAUGGGUCCCUAAAGAUGUGGACUUGCUCUAUGUUUUAAAUUUGAAUCCAUCUGCAAUGAAUCUGUUUAUCCGAAUUUUUAAUAAAAUGUGCAAAAAUGUUUUUACAACAGCCAAAGACCAUUUUGAUUUAGAAAAACCUUGCAAUGCUUUUGGAAGAAUUCUUUACUCCAUAAAUAAAGCCAUGCUUUUUAAAGAUAGAGAUAUGAAAAAUGACGUUACAAUGAAUCCUGAAAAAUGGUUGGCAAAUGAUUUAAUUGCUUGGAACUUGCUCAGAUAUGCAGAUGUCGAAGAAUUUCGGACUGCUGAAAAUGAUGAAAUCAUGGCCUGGAAUACAUUGAGAAGACUAAAAAAUGCUUUUAUUGGUAUUGAGUCAGCUGAAGAGUUUAAUAACCGCCCUCAUGUUAAUAUUUUUGAGCAGAAACCUGCCUAUGUAGAAAGAUCGAGAGCAGCUUUAUUUUCCCUACAUAUGGACAAGGAAGUCGUGGUUCCACUAAAUCGGAAAUAUUUUGCUUAUAAUCCUAAUUAUCCUUAUCAUGAUGAAAGAUUUCUUGGGAUAAAAGAUUACACGGAUUCCAAUGGCAAGAAAUUUCGCUACAUUUUGAUUUGUUUGUGCAAGUUUGGCCUGUGUACAUGCAAAUACCAAAUAUUUUUCAUUUGCUCUUGCGAAUUUUUUUCAUACACUGAUUGCAAAUGCUACCCCAAAAGCAUUAACGACUCUGACUUUCAUCUUUGUGAAUGCAGCAUCAGCAAUUUUGAAGAGUGUAUAUGUGGAGCAAAUGUUUAUGUUUUUGGCAUGGAAUUUGAACCUGAUGGAAGUUUUAAAUCUCGACCAACAAGGGAUUUGCCAUGGGCGCAACCGCGCAAUAAAAAAAAUCUUUUAAACUACACUGACUUAGCUCUUCACAAAUUUGACUACCAUUGCCAAAAUAUUUUUGAUAUUACACUUUCAUGGAUUAAUGGAUUGAACUGGAAAAAAUCACUAUUUUUGUUGGAUUUGGUUCUUGAUAAGAACUGUAAAUGGGAAAAGUUUAUUGGUGGCUGGUUUUCUAAAUUUAUUUCCAAAGUCAAUGAGCGUUUUGAUAAGUUUGAAAAGACUGAUGACUAUCGUAGGUUGGACAAGUAUGGAGCUAGUUUAAUUCGUCAUCGACGUUUUUCGCUUGGGUACAGUAGUUUAAAUGCUGAUUUAUGCCAACUGUUUCAAGAAAUGAAUGAUACGUUAAUUAAAGCAAAGAUGCACGAAAAAAACAAUGACAAAAAUUUGGUUAGUCUUUGCCAAGAGAUGACUGGUCAUAUACUUUUAGGAACAGGGCUUCCUUAUCAAACAAUUCACUUGAUUAUGUCUAACGUUUUCCGCCUAAAACAGUUAUUCUGUAUCAUGAUUUUCGUUUGGUGUUCUCUUGAAGGAAUUGAUGAAGAUGGGAGAUCUGGGGUGUUUGAAAGCAUCAAACCUAUUGUAAAAUAUUUGGAUAACCCAGAAAAUAAGACCUCAAGAAAUCACUAUUCAUGGGAUCUUAGAAGUAUUUUUAAUGUCUGUAGUGGAUCGUACUUGGUGAGCACUUUUGAAUUUUGUUCUGAGAGUAAGGAGAUUUACAAAAGUAUGAGAUAUGAACAAAUGAAAAAAACCGUUUCAAACUGGGAUAAUGAACUCAUUAUUGAGUAUUUGUCUUGGUCAAUUUCACCUGAUAAAGUUGAAGAAAGGGUUGAAUUAGUGGAUGAUUAUAUUCGUUUGGGUGCAAGCGUUGCGGAAGUGAACCAAAAAAUACAAAUGCUGGAGUUAAUGGAUGCGGAAAAGGAAUUUUUAAAAAAGAAAAAUAAGAAAAAAUCUAAAAAGGGGAAUGCAAUUGAAUCAUUUGCUAAUUUGGAUACGACGAAUAAAGACGCUGAAAGGUGGGUUGAAUCAAAGGAAACUUUGAAUUACAGAAAAGUCAAUGUUCACAAAGCUAAACAUGAUGAUAAAAAACAAAAAUCCAAAGAAACAAAUAAUAUGGUAAUGGGGAGCAAAGAUAUUAAAGAGAUAAUUGAAUCAAAGAAAUCUCUGAAUGGUGGGAUAACUAAUGUUUCCAAAAUUAAAAAUAAUCAUCAAAAACAAAAUGCUAAGGAAACAGAUAAUAAUUUUGUUAAAUCUUUUCAGUUAAAAGGAAAUCGUGAUACCAAAUCCUUUAGUGAUAAUCAGAAUAUCGUAACUGAAAAUCAAACUAAAAAUAUACCUAAUAUCAAUAAAAAGAAGAAGAAAGAAAAGAAGAAAUUUUCAAUUAGUUCGGCUUUUGAUACACCUUUAACCAAAAGUAACAAAAAUACCCGGCCAUCCUCAAAGCAGAGUUUUCAAGAUUCUGCAAAUACAAUGAAUGUUGAAGAAGUUAAAAAAGAGGUGGAAAGGGUUAAAAUAUUUAAAGAUGAAAAAAUUAAGUCAAUCCAGGGGGAAGCAAAAAAUGAAGUCAAGAAGAAAAUAACAAAUGGAGUCAAGAAAGAAGAGGCAAUGAUUAAAUCAUCCACAGUUAAAGCACUUAAGGUUGAAUUUUCAGUAAAUGAAAAAUCGGUUCCAAAUGAGAAUGAAAAGAUCUCUAGUAGUUUGUCUUCUUCUUUGGCUAUAUUUAAGGAGGAUAUCAAUGAAGGAUUACCGAAAAUUGAAUCCAGUAAUCUUAAUUUACCCAAAGAAAUUAAAAACUUCAAACAGAAUACCAAAAAAUUAUUAAACGAACCAUUAAAACUGAAUUUGAGUGACGAACCAAAGAGAUCCCCUAUCCAAUCCCCUAUGCAAGGAAACGUGAAUGUACCUAUUGCACCUAAAUCCUUGUUAAAGGCCUUUUCCAAGGAAAAUUUUGAAAGUCCAAAAUAUCCUAAAACUCCGCAGUUUAAACGCUUUGAAACUCCAUUUAAUGAUACUCCACGCUUUUUGUCUGAAGAAAUUUCAAAUUUUUCAAAGGUGAAACAAGCACCGGAAAAUGUGAUUGCAGCUAAUAUUCAAGAUAAGAUAAAUGCGGAGAUGGCUAAAUUUUCUCAGCCUUUAAUUCUUUCAAAAAAUUAUCAAUCUACCAAUCCUAUCAGCCAUAAAACUUCACAGGCAGUUGUAAAAUCUGCUAUAGCAUUUGAUGAUUAUGAAAAUCCUCAUGAAAUAGCUCAAAAUGUAUCGUUUAGACCUUCAGCUAAAGAAAAAUGGGAGCCUUUGGGAAAUUUAACAGAAAGGUCCAGUAAACUUCUUGAAGAACAUAUCAAAACCAAUGAAUUGAUAUUCCAUAAAUUGGAUCAAAAGGUCGAAUCAAAAAAAGUUAUAUUUAAUAAAAUGUGGAUGAAGCCAGGGUAUCAUCUUAGAAAAAGUUCUUAUCGUCGUCCAAAAACACCUAAUUCAUAUGAUGAGCUAAAACUUUUUGCUAAAAUGCCUUUUAAUAAUCAAGAUAUUUGCAACUUUAACAGGUUUUGGAAUGUCGACGACUUUUUUAUUGAAAAGGAAUACAUGGUUGAACAAGAAUACGAGGAAAUGAAAAAUAAUAGUUCCAAUAACAGAGAUAUCAUAGAUCCAAGAAAUUCAGCCGAGUAUGCAUUCUUUAACUCUGGUUCUAAGUUUUUGGAAAUGUCUGAAAACAAGAGAAAGAUUCUCGAUGGUGGAUUAGAAAAUAGAUUGGACUCUGAGAGUGAUUGUGAAGUUGACAAGAUGGCUAUGGAUGCACCAGAUACUGAAAUAGUUGAUAUUACAGCUCAUUUUAAAUUUGGUUUUGACACUAAUAGCAUUUGGAAAAGUUUCAAAGAAAAUAGUCAAAGGAAAUCUAGAUUUUUUGAAAAAAAUCCUAAGAAUGGAGCAAAAAACAUUGGUGUUGCAAGUGAUGGUUUAGCUUAUCGUGAAAAAACUAUGGGAAACUCUGCCGCACAGCCAGGCAAAGUUAUUACAGUUCAAGAUAACAAAUAUGGUGGUUUGAAAGGUGGUGAAAAAAGGUUUAGUUUUAUAAGUGUUAAUCCUAAACUUUUUGUUAAAAGAAAUUUAGCAAUACCAGCCAGCUUAGUACCACGUUAUGUUUUAGGGCAAAGAGUGCCAGAGGUAGAGUAUUUGAAAAAAAUGAACAAUUUUUCGGAGGCUGCAUUUAAAAGAGCAGUAUUAAAUGUGUGGCCACCUAAAGAUUCUGAAGAAUUUAAGCACGGGAUUGAAGAAUAUUGGUUGAGACAUAAUCGUAUGCUGAAGGCUGUUAAGCCUGUUAAUAGUAUUAGUGUUUUUCGACAGCCCAAAACAACUAACGAGAAAAAUGAACCCAAACCAUCCCUUUACAUUCCUCCGAACCGUCGUAAAACCCAAAAUGGGCAACAUCCAGAACCCAAUGUUGCAGUUAAACCGGAAUUUAGCCGGCAGAGUGAGGGGUCUAUUCAAACUCGCAAGUUUCGCAAUCAAUUUUUCAGUCAACUGAGUACUGUAGGAAAGUUACAAUAA
This is a messenger RNA of Magnusiomyces paraingens, 6888 nucleotides long. RefSeq lists its product as uncharacterized. The record is from RefSeq and is a predicted model, not a curated record. Bases 1 to 6888 code for a protein of 2295 amino acids. NCBI's taxonomy places the organism in Eukaryota, Fungi, Ascomycota, Dipodascomycetes, Dipodascales, Dipodascaceae. The transcript has a single exon.